AUGACCCCGCCUGCCUCAAUCGAACCAUAUUUUGAAGAGGAAUCUUUGGCUGAACUAGGAUACUCCGGAGAAGAUGUAGAAAAAAUUCUGACUUAUGAUCAGGUUAACGGGGGAUACAUAGAAACAAUGCUUAAUGGUACGAUAUGGAAGAAUCGCCCUUUGGGCUAUUGGCUAGUUACUCCCUGGCCAACUAUGGAGAUGAUCCUGACCUAUACAUCAUCUAUCGAAAACCCUCAACUCGACGGGGAUCCACAACCUCCAAAUUAUAAAUACUUGCAUCCCAUCCCGUCCAUAUCAUUUUGGGAGCAUGCGGUCCGGCCAUAUGGUCAUAAGUGUCGGAUCAAAGUCGAAGAUGAAUAUGUAUGGGGUAGAAAUGACAUCACAGGGCGAGUGAAUGUCUCACCAUUGGGAAACGAAUCCAAGUCGUUCUUAGAUGAUGUGGAAUGGCUCAAAAAUUCAGUGAAUUGUACACCAGAAGAAAAAAAAAUCUUGCAAAUUGGGAACAAACUGAUAAAGACUGCAGAGUAUGCAGCGGUCUUUUGGUCAGAUUCGACUGUACAACGACAGAGCAUUAACGAGUAUAUUAUGAUGAUCGAGGACAGCGAAAUGAACCUAAAAGACAAAAACAUCAGAGUACGAAUGUUUAAUAUUUUGAUGAAGGCAACAGAGAAGCAUGUUAGCCUGAUGCAGAAUCAGUUACGCAUCGACGAGUUAAAUCACACCAUUUCAGCAGACCGGCGAAUUGACCCUUUGAAGUUCAAUCGGGGAAUGCGAGCACUCAUACAUAGAGUCAAAUUGGAAUGGCAGAUAGAACUUUCCCAUCCGGUCAUUCGCCUCAGUAAUAUACUGAAUCAUUUAGAAAUGGCGUUGAUGUAUAUCUUGGUCCCCGAUCAACUCACUCAACUGAUCGAUACUGAGGACCAAAAAGAAAUCAACGUGAUAUCGCAAGCUCAUAUCGAAUUCAUCUCAGGAAAUGUUGAAAGCUGCCAAGAAACCAUUUCAGGAAUUCAUCAGAAUCCAGGGACAUCCUCGUAUGCGAUAACUUGCGCGGGACUACUAAAUCUAGCUUGUGCUUUUGCAAGUGGUCGCCGGGUAUGGGAUGAUGCACAAUAUAAAUUGACACAACGAUACUUUGCGAGAAUCAGAUAUUUGACCAGGCUCUACGAUGGAGGGAAAAGAGAAUGGAUUGAGUUGUUGGGACACUGGAUAAAAUUUGCUAAAGAUUUAGUGAGCAGUUUAGAUUAUGGAGGAAUGCAUGGAAUUGGGAUGAUCACAAUGAGUACGAGAAAGAAAAGAAAUAUCGCGAGAGAUAUGGGUGAAGACGCACCACCGUACACGCAAGAAGAUAUUUAG
Botrytis sinoallii is the source of this 1353-nucleotide messenger RNA. RefSeq lists its product as uncharacterized. The record is from RefSeq and is a predicted model, not a curated record. The transcript is spliced from 4 exons. Lineage: Eukaryota; Fungi; Ascomycota; Leotiomycetes; Helotiales; Sclerotiniaceae. The coding region runs from base 1 to 1353 and encodes 450 amino acids.